This is a messenger RNA of Drosophila virilis, 2306 nucleotides long. RefSeq lists its product as uncharacterized. Lineage: Eukaryota; Metazoa; Arthropoda; Insecta; Diptera; Drosophilidae. The record is from RefSeq and is a predicted model, not a curated record.
UGCGUUGAUUUCGCCGCGAAACAUAUGUUUAUUAUUCGCCGUAGAUGUUCGCUCCAGUAGUUCGAUCAAACAGCAACAGAAUUUGCAUAUUUUUCUUUUACGCUUAAAAAUUGAUUUAAAAUGUUUGCUAUUUAGCAUAUGUUGUUUGGAAAAUCGUCUAGCUAUGAUGGAGCAGCUCCUGGACCAGGUAAAAACAAGUGUGCAACAGAAAUUCAAUGAUAUACGCGCCGCAUUGCAUAUGCGUGAAAAGUUGCUACUGCGACAGCUGGAGGUAAUUGCAAAUACGCAGCGCCAACAAUCGGCGCCCGUGUACAUCGAAUACGACACAGACAAAGAGAAAGAUAAGUGCGAGGUGCGAUUCGUCACUGGCAAUGAUAACGAGGAGGAGAAACUGCUGGCGGCCAUACGCAGCUUUGGCCAGUUCCAGCUGGACAGCAAUAUGCAGCUGGCGCUGCACAGGUCGCAGGACAACAGAACGGCGGGGCUGCGCAACGAGGACUACAUAGAGCCGAUGGAUGAUCAUGAGACCAUGUACAAAUGCCUAGAGAAUGGGGUGCACAACAGCACCUACUACGAUCUGAAUGAUGAGGUUCAGCCAGAGGCCAUUGUGGUGGACUUUUCACGCAACAAGUCGCUGCUCGAGGACAAUGCCAAGCGCUCCAUUAUCAACAUUACGCUGCAGGAGGCCAAAGAUCUGAUACGCCGAGCGAAAAUCAAGCGAGAGACCUAUGUGCCGCCGCUCAAUCUCGAAGAGCUGGACGACGAGCUGGAAUCGUCCAUAGCCGAUGCGGUCUCCAGUCUGGGGCGCAGCUGUCCUGAACAGCCGUCCAUCAAGCAAAAGCCGAAGGCACGCAAGCCCCGCUUCAAACCAAAAAUCACCAUCAACAACUGCAAUGGCACGAUUAAUCUGCGCAACAUUGCCAGCCUGACCAUCAACUGUGCCAGCGAGGACGCUGUCAGUGCUGAUCUGCCGCUCACCGAUGGCGCCGCCGCCGCAGCUGCACACACAAAGUUGAAGCAAACUGUGUCGGCUGACUCGAGCAGCAACGCCACCGAGCUGUCCAGCUGUACGCCCACCAGCUCCAAUUACUCGAGCAACGCUAGCUCGCGUUCGCAGUCCAAGAAGCAAAAGAACGCCAAGAGGACGGAGCUCAAAGAGGAGACAUCUAAGGAGAAAAGGGAGCAGGAUUCGGAGACCGUUGAGACAACGCCCACACAACCCAGCUCGACGGGCACGCCAGAAGUUAACUGCGACUUUUACAAUCGUUUGCUAAAUGAAAUCAAAAAGAGCCUCAAGCAGAAGCCGACUCGCACACAUGAGCCCGUGCCGGAAGCUGCAGCAGCAACAACAACAGCCACGGUCACAAGCAGCGAUGCGGUGCAGGCAGCUGCCGUUGCACCCGAUUCCAGUUGCGUGGCCCACUGUCGGCGGGCGCACGGAGACGGGCCGGUCCAUGUUUCCAGCACGCAGGGCAGCGAGGUCGGCGACUCGACGCUGUCAUCGCAGCUGCAGCCGGGCAGACGUUUGAUAUUGAAGAACUUCGAGAACCUGAAGAUAAUCUUAGAGGCAAACAGCGGCGACGAGGACUCAUUUCAUCCGGUACAGAUCGAGCAGUGGCUGGCAGAGAUCAUAUCCGAGACAGACCUGGAACCAAUGCAAAAUACAGACAUACUUGAGCACAGCAAAAUCAACAACAGCGAAAGCAACUAAACAAAAGGCUGGCACGUCACACAGCGCACAAAAUAGUUGAAAAAUAUAUAUCACAGUAUUUCAUAAUUAGAUAUAUUCGUAUCUGUAGUCGUUCCCAUAAUUUCCUUAAAUAUCCAAAAGAAAACUAUAAUAAUUGCCAACUUAUAGUAUAUAGUAUUAUGGCUAUAUACAUUUUAGAACUUAAAAAAUCACAUAUUACACAGCUUUUGUGGUCCAAGUCUAUGCAUUUAAGAUUUAAAUAUGUACCCACAAAAACAAAAGACCUAGUGUUUCGUGUACUUAAAUGCACUUUAUUUUGUGAUUCUGCAUCACAUUCCAAGACUAAAUAUUGCACCACUUAAUACACGAUUAAGUUUAGCACCUAAGAUUUAGGCCAAUUUCAUUGUCACUCUAAUGCAAACCAAAACAAUUUGUAUAUUUAAUUAAAGUGUGAACAUUCAAAUGCUAAAUAAGGUUUACAUGCGCCUUGGACAUUGUUUCACCUAAAAAUGAAAUCAAUAUUCAUAGCGCUCAAGUUCUAAAUACAGUAGUCACUCGCGUAGGAGAACGCCAAGGGAAGCUUUCGAUUAAAAUCAUUAAUGAACCAAUUAUAAAA